Molecule: messenger RNA, 1392 nt
Organism: Tachysurus vachellii
Lineage: Eukaryota; Metazoa; Chordata; Actinopteri; Siluriformes; Bagridae
Product: F-box only protein 7-like
Exons: 9
Coding region: 82-1392 (436 amino acids)
Biological process (GO): positive regulation of autophagy of mitochondrion; autophagy of mitochondrion
Molecular function (GO): protein kinase binding
Source: RefSeq, a predicted model, not a curated record
ACUCUUCACUAUUUCAUGAGCACACAGUUUAGUAAGUUUGUGUGGUCUGACGCUUUGUGGCUGAGCUGUUUUUGAUCUGAGAUGCUUCCAUUUCACAGUAACAGCAACGUUUUAGCUGAUCAGAACACACCUCAGAGUCCCGCUGGAUUAUCUACACACCGGUCAGGCACCAGCAGCAGCCAUGAGAUUCCAGACAGUACAUGUGCUACAUGUGAGACUGAGGAGACUGAUAUGGACAGAGGUGAGGCUGAACAGGAGACAAUGGGGCUCUUCAUCCCUGGGCCCAUGCUGUGCUGUGAAGCUGAGAAAGAUAAGGUUCCUCCCUCUCUAGAGACACUGUACCAGACUGUGCAGUGCAACAGCACCUCGGACUGCCUGCUGUUAGCAGCCCACGUGUUACUGCUGGAGACCGGCUUCUUGCCACAGGGUUGUGAUGUCAGAGCCAAAGAAAUGCCCAGCGGUUGGAAGGCAACAGAGGGCCUCUGCAGGCUGCAGUACUUUUACCCGUUCUGUGAGAACAGCCCAGUUCAGAUGGUUGGUGUGCUGAUGGGCCAAACACUUGUCAUAAAGAUCACUAUACAGACAACCGGUGCAGUAGAGUUUUCACAGAAGCUGGCACUGAAUCCUAAAGAUUACAUAAAUAAGGAGUGGGCAGGAAACACUGGACUGGUCUACAGAAAUAUGCAGAAACUGUCUCGUGUUUUUAAGGACCUGUUGGUUUACCCACUCAUUGCAAAAGCUAGAGAAGCACUGGGUCUGCCUGCACUGUUUGGUUUAACUGUGCUGCCCCCUGAGCUGCUUUUAAGGAUAAUGCAGCUGCUGGAUGUUCCCUCGAUCCUAAGGCUGUCUGAAGUAUGCAGACACCUGCACUAUUUUACUCACGAUGCCUCACUUUGGAAACAUUUUGUGUACCGUGAUUUCGGAGUCAAUUCUCAACCUGACACUGAGCACAGAGACACAGAUUGGAAUGAGCUUUACAAAAAGAAAUAUCAGCAAAAGAAGGCAUGGUACAAAUACAGAUCGAGGUUUUACUCUCCCCAUGUUACCCCAGUUACUCCUUAUCUCCGAGUGCCGGUCCGUCCUCUACCACCCAUUCUUCCUCAAAGCAUCGUCAGACAGGGGUUCAAUCGGAGACCUGCUAUUCUGCGGGCCAUUCUGCUACGCCCAAGCUAUGAUCCUAUUGGCCCAUUUCUAGGUUACGAACUGUCAAUGGGACCUUCCUUUGGACGGCAGCUACUGCGACCUACUAUUCUGCGGACCAUCCUGCCAUGCCCACCCGAUGCCCUUAUUGGCCCGUUUGUAGUUUAUGAACCGCCAACAAGACCUCUCUUUGGACGCCAGCUGAGGCCAAGCAGGAGCCGAGUACCACACACCAGGAGAAGCUUCAUCUGA